Molecule: messenger RNA, 402 nt
Organism: Dreissena polymorpha
Lineage: Eukaryota; Metazoa; Mollusca; Bivalvia; Myida; Dreissenidae
Product: carboxypeptidase inhibitor SmCI-like
Exons: 2
Coding region: 1-402 (133 amino acids)
Molecular function (GO): serine-type endopeptidase inhibitor activity
Source: RefSeq, a predicted model, not a curated record
AUGGUACAAGAUGGUUGCGGAUCAAACGAUUGGCAGCGACAUGACUCUCGACAGUCAAUUCCUAUUAGUGAUAUGGUCUGCAGUCUACAACAGAACAGCGGACCCUGCUUUGCCUACGACCCGAGAUGGUACCACGUUAACGGCUUGUGCCAGGAGUUCGUCUGCGGCGGUUGCGGAGGGUACCGGAACAACUUCCAGACGAGGGAUGAAUGCGAGCGGAAGUGCAUAGUGUGCAACCUCCCCGCAGAAACCGGGCCCUGUCGUGCUGCCUUUAAAAGAUGGUACUAUGAUAACGGGGUCUGUAAGACCUUUACGUACGGCAGGUGUGCUGGCAACGAUAACAGAUUGGAGUCGACACAUGCUUGCAAGAAGGCAUGCACGAUCGAACGAAAUUAUUCGUAA